Molecule: messenger RNA, 2489 nt
Organism: Rhododendron vialii
Lineage: Eukaryota; Viridiplantae; Streptophyta; Magnoliopsida; Ericales; Ericaceae
Exons: 5
Coding region: 1267-2139 (290 amino acids)
Biological process (GO): snRNA export from nucleus
Source: RefSeq, a predicted model, not a curated record
UCAGACUCAAAGCCACUGUAUUUUGGUACUCUCUCUCUCUCUCUCUCUCUCUCUCUCUCUCUCCGUGUGAUAUUGAUAUGCAUGUGCUAUAUGUAUAUACACAAACCUAGUUGCCUCUAUCUUGUUAUGCAUGCUAGGGUUUCGAUUCCACUGAUGUAACCUGUGAACGACAAUAAUAGUAAUUAGUUUUAUUUUUUUUGGUUAAUUUCACGAAGGAGUCUCCGUUAUAUCAUACGACGAGAUAAAUUACUCUAGGUGUUCGACUGAUUUCAGUGCUGACUUUUCAGGACUGAGCAUUUCUAGGUUGUAAUAAGUUGUGGUAUUGCUAGUUGUUUGUGAGGGCUUCAGACUUCAGUAUAAGGUUUGGAUUUCGUCUUUUGUUAACAGUUGUUUAAAGCCUUUUACAGACAUUUUGGUUGUUUUGAGUCUCGAAUGGGGCGGAACGUAAAAUUAAUUCGGGAGGGGCCAGAUGGGAAGAAAGAAAAUUUGAUAACCUAAUAAAGCUGUUCAAAUAAUCCUUGUUCUGUAUUUACUUUACGAUGGUUUAACUAUUUCUCUCCUAGGUUUUGCAAAACUAAGGGCAUUAAAAUCAAUUGAGGAGAGGCCGAGCAAUGAGAAAUUAAUUGGGUUAGGAUUACCACACACGCAGCACGCGUACACACAUACACAUAUGCAGCUAUCUCUAGAAGCAAAAGUGGUUGGGGAUGUGGCCUGGUCCUGCCAAUGAGUAGUUCCACCCUGGGGUCGGGAAACUGUGAACAACACUUAAGAACCUACUGUCUGAGUAUGGUUCCAUGAGCAAAGCGAAAUGUUUUUGGCAAAAUUAGUAUAGGAGAACAUCAAAAAAUGAUAUAAGGCCAUUUGCUUGUGGGAAAACAACACAAAUCCUUGAUCUGGAUUUGCCCUUCAUGUUUGGUGUUAACGUUUAAUUUCUUCAUAGAGAGGAUAUAGUUAGUCAUGUUUCUACUUUUUCCUAUGCAUCUUAGUUAUAUCUUUUUGGCUUCGUAUACGUAGUUUUUCAUGCUUAUUAUGGAGAGACUAUAUGUUUUUUACUUUUAUGCCAUUAUACUGUUUCCAUCAGAUAACCAAUGUCAAACAACAUUUUUUGGGGAAUUCUGAUCUAUUCAAUUAUCAAUUGGAUUGUGCAGUACAUUGUCCACUGAGAACAUCUGUACACUUGCAUGGUUACCUUCAUCGUUUUGCGUGUGAUAGUCUUUGAUGCACCUACACUCCUAGAGGUCACUGUAUCGACGUAUCUGAUACGGGAUGACACAGGUGGGACACGGAUGGGGACACGGCGGGGUUGUAUCUGUCAUUCUUUUUAAAAAAAUUUGGGGUUUACCUGAUCCCAUGGAGACAGGCGAGAGCAUACUGGAUGCCAUAUUCGAUGAGGAUUGCUUGGAAGAUGUCCAAGAAGUUGAGAUGAUGGAUGUAGAAGAAGGAGAGUUGGUGGAACAGGAUUCACAAACUGAUUUAGGACAGAACAUUGGUAGGGAUCGUUGUGCAGAAAAACAAGAUUCUUGCGAGACUAUUGGAGUUCAUGCAGUGGAAAAACAAGAAUCUUGCAGUAAGAGUCGCAGGCAUAGGAAUAAGAAAAAGAAGAAUAAGGGAAAGAAGGGCAGUUCAGGGCACAAAGUGACCGAUAUUAACAGGUUUGUUUUAGAUACAUGUAGACGCUUGCAAGAGAAAAAAACAUAUCUGGUGUACACUGCUGUUGGAUGUCUGGGUGUAUCUGCUUUGGAUGAUCUCGUCAAAGAGGUGGCUGCAAUUCAAGCUUGUGGAGGUCAGAAGACUGCCGAUGGUAGACGCUUUAGAAAUGGUGGUGGGAUAUUAUGGAAUGUCCUGAAAUCACGAGACCCUGAUACCUUUGGUGAGAUAAUGAAGAAGGGGAAGGAGUUUGAGAAGCAAUUUAGGCAGCAAAGCAUUAAGCGAGGCCCUCUUCAGAAUAAGGAAGCUUCUCCUGAGAAAAUGGACGGCACAUCCACAAAUCUGAUUUCGUUGAAUGCUUCCGAUGUGCAGAACCAACUUGAGCAGUCUGAUGCUGAAGGGAAACGAGUCUCGGUUCACGAUAGAAUCAGGUUGCCAGUUAACUAUGACGACUUACUUGGAGGGGAGGAUCCCAAAGUCGAGUCCCUGUAAAUUUACGACGACGUUGAUAAUUUCUUCGUAUCUCAAAUUUGAAUUUUUUUUUUCCAACGUUCUCUUUCUCAGCUACUGAGGUGAGUACAUGUUUUCCCAUUCUUGAAGACGGGACUUAUAUUUGUGCUCGGAAGUAGAUGAAAGGAGAAAAGUCGAUAAGAUCAAUCAAAGGAAAAUGAGAAAUUACCUUUUUUCGGUGGAAGUAUUUGGGGGUGUUGGUCGCAGCUUCUUGAGCUAGCUUUUGGCUUCUACUAGUUUUUCUUUUCUGUUUUGUCAAAACUCUGACUAAACUUCUGCUUAUGGGACAGAAACAACUUUGUCUCGAAAUUAUUUGGAAGCUGCAUUUUGUU